Messenger RNA from Hippocampus zosterae (dwarf seahorse), 4054 nucleotides. RefSeq names its product short transient receptor potential channel 4-like. The record is from RefSeq and is a predicted model, not a curated record. The coding region runs from base 623 to 3262 and encodes 879 amino acids. Gene Ontology annotation, biological process: manganese ion transport; calcium ion transmembrane transport; regulation of cytosolic calcium ion concentration. Gene Ontology annotation, cellular component: cation channel complex; membrane. The transcript is spliced from 18 exons. NCBI's taxonomy places the organism in Eukaryota, Metazoa, Chordata, Actinopteri, Syngnathiformes, Syngnathidae. Gene Ontology annotation, molecular function: protein binding; inositol 1,4,5 trisphosphate binding; store-operated calcium channel activity.
CCACCACGCCGCCCCCCACGAUCACGAUGUCGGUCCUCUCCGGAGGGAGGUUGGGGUUGAUCUCCAGCGGGCUCCAGGCGCUGCCCGGCGCGGCGUCCGCCACCUUCCUCCUCGCGGCGGCCAACUUGGCCUCCAGAUCUGCCAGUCAUUCCGCAGCGGCGUCCCGAUGCUCAGGCUUCGGCGGAACGGAACGAGUCCGCACGGCGCGACCCGUCUGAAGGUGAGCAGAAGCCGGAGCGUGGCCGCAAGCGGGCGGGCGACAGGCGCACUUUGAACUGCGCGCUCCCGAUCCAAAGUCGUCUGCGAGCGAGUUGCCAUCGAGCGCGGCGUUCGUUCCGCCGGCCUUGCGACUCGCUUCCAAGUGUCGCGGCCAUGAGGACGACGGUCGUGAUAACGAUGAAAAGGAGGAGGAGGAGGUGGUGGUGGUGGAGGGACGUGUGGGCGUGAGGGAUCCCGCAUCAAAAACGUCGCCCUGUGGAGAGCAUUCAAAAAAAAAAGAAAAAAAAAAGCGAGUGGCUGAAUUGCUGCCGGCACGAAGUUCCCAUGUGCAACAUCACUAAGGACGACGCCUUCAUGCCCGGCGUUAGCGCCCGUUAGCGUCCGUUAGCGUGAGGCGGGGGCCAUGUCCCAGCUGUACUACCGGCGCUCGGACAGCUUGUCGUACCGCGACCGCAUCCCCCUGAGGAUCGUGCGGGCCGAGUCGGAGCUGUCGGCGUUGGAGAAGGCUUACCUGGGCGCCGUGGAGAAGGGCGACUAUGCCAGCGUCAAGCAGGCCCUGCAGGAGGCCGAGAUCUACUUCAAGAUCAACAUCGACUGCAUCGACCCGCUGGGCCGCACGGCGCUGCUCAUCGCCAUCGAGAACGAGAACCUGGAGAUCAUCGAGCUGCUGCUGAGCUUCGGCGUUUACGUGGGCGACGCCCUGCUGCACGCCAUCCGCAAGGAGGUGGUGGGCGCCGUCGAGCUGCUGCUCAACCACAAGAAGCCCAGCGGCGGCGUGCAGGUCCCUCCCAUCCUAUUGGACAAGCAGUUCUCGGACUUCACGCCGGACAUCACGCCCAUCAUCCUGGCGGCGCACACCAACAACUACGAGAUCGUCAAGCUCCUGGUGCAGAAGGGCGUGUCCAUGCCGCAGCCGCACGAGGUGCGCUGCAACUGCGUGGAGUGCGUGUCCAGCUCGGACGUGGACAGCCUGCGGCACUCGCGCUCGCGCCUCAACAUCUACAAGGCGCUGUCCAGCCCGUCGCUCAUCGCGCUGUCCAGCGAGGACCCCUUCCUCACCGCCUUCAGGCUCAGCUGGGAGCUGCAGGAGCUCAGCAAGGUGGAGAACGAGUUCAAAUCGGAAUACGAGGAGCUGUCCCGGCAGUGUAAGGAGUUUGCCAAAGACCUGCUGGACCAGACCAGAAGCUCCCGAGAACUGGAGAUGAUCCUCAACUACCGAGAUGACGUCAACCUCCUGGAGGAGGAGGCCAACGGAGACCUGGCCCGACUCAAGCUGGCCAUCAAGUACCACCAAAAAGAGUUUGUAGCGCAGCCCAACUGCCAGCAGCUGUUGGCGUCGCGCUGGUACGACGAGUUCCCGGGCUGGAGGCGGCGCCACUGGGCCGGCAAGUUCCUGACGUGCGUCUUCAUCGGGCUGCUGUACCCGGCGUUGGCCCUGUGCUACCUGGCGGCCCCCAAGAGCCGCUACGGGCUGUUCAUCCGCAAGCCCUUCAUCAAGUUCAUCUGCCACACCGCCUCCUACCUCACCUUCCUCUUCCUGCUGCUGCUGGCGUCGCAGCACGUCGUCACCACCGAGCAGGACCGCCAGGGGCCGGCGCCCACCGCCGUGGAGUGGAUGAUCCUGCCCUGGGUGCUGGGCUUCAUCUGGGCCGAGGUCAAGCAGAUGUGGGACGGAGGUUUCCAGGACUACGUGCACGACUGGUGGAACCUGAUGGACUUUGUGAUGAACUCCCUGUACCUGGCCACCAUCUCCCUGAAAAUGGUGGCCUACGCCAAGUACGGCGGCAGCAAGCCCAGGAACCAGUGGGAGAUGUGGCACCCGACCCUGGUGGCGGAGGCGGUGUUCGCCAUCGCCAACAUCUUCAGCUCCCUGCGUCUCAUCUCGCUGUUCACGGCCAACUCCCACCUGGGCCCGCUUCAGAUCUCCCUGGGCCGCAUGCUGCUGGACAUCCUCAAGUUCCUCUUCAUCUACUGCCUGGUUUUGCUGGCUUUCGCCAACGGACUGAACCAGCUGUACUUCUACUACGAAACCAAAGCCUCGGACGAGCGGGCCAAGUGCAAGGGCAUCCGCUGCGUGGAACAGAACAACGCUUUCUCCACGCUCUUCGAGACCCUGCAGUCGCUGUUCUGGUCCAUCUUCGGCCUGAUCAGCUUGUACGUGACCAACGUGGACGCCGAGCACCAGUUCACCGAGUUUGUGGGCGCCACCAUGUUCGGCACGUACAACAUCAUCUCGCUGGUGGUGCUGCUCAACAUGCUCAUCGCCAUGAUGAACAACUCCUACCAGCACAUCGCGGACCACGCCGACAUCGAGUGGAAGUUUGCCCGCACCAAGCUGUGGAUGAGCUACUUUGAGGAGGGGGCCACCCUGCCGCCGCCCUUCAACGUGGUCCCCAGCCCCAAGUCCGUCUGGUACCUGGUCCGCUGGCUGAGGGCGCGAGCGUGCCGGGGCCACGCCCGCGCCCGGCGCGAGACCGUGGGUGCCAUCGGGAGGCGAGCUGCGGAGAACCUGAGAAUAAAUCAUCAGUACCAGGAGGUGCUGCGGAACCUGGUGAAGCGCUACGUGGCCGCCAUGAUCCGAGACGCCAAGACGGAGGAAGGCCUGACGGAAGACAACUUUAAGGAGCUGAAGCAGGACAUCUCCAGCUUCCGCUACGAGGUGAUGGGCAUGAUGAAGGCGGGGCGAGCGAGCUUGCAGUGCGGCGCCCGCGGCCCGGCCGAGUCCGCCCCCUUCAAGAUGGCCGCCGGCGCGGCGGCCAAGAGCAAAGCCAACCGCUUCAAGAUGGCCGCCUCCCUCUUCCGGCGCAUGGCAUGGACCCCCGAAGCCCCAAACGGGCUCCUCAACGGCGACUUGACCGCAUUCUGUGAGCGACACCCCCUCGGGGGCGGCCACCGCCGAUGGCGCGACGCCCGCCCAGCCGGGCCCCCGGAACUUUCCAGAAAAAUGUACCCGCUGUCGGAGGAGGCGGAAGAGGACGAAGAGGGCCCGACCUGUGCGGGCGCCGGUGGCGUGGCGGAGCGGGAAGACGAGAGCGUGGCCUGAACUUUGACCUCCAAGCGGGUCGACCUUCAACGGGAGCCUCAAGGAUACGGUGGCGGUUUGUCGUGCUCAGUUUCCACACCGAGCACUGCGGUCUCGUCUUGCACCCGCAGCAUGUUUUUUUAUUUUUUAUGUGUACGGAAAUGCAAAAGUAGCACAGAUGGGUACGGAGGAAGCCACGGCGCCGGCCACAGAAUGGGUUCGAUGACAAGUGUUAGCGGAAAUGCUAACAAAGGCGGAAGAGCAAUGCGCUCGUUCAAAUCAUUUGAAUCCCCGGAGUCGUUUGCGCAACACAAUGCAUGACAAGGAGUGUGCAUGACGGUGUCUGACUAAAUGUAAUGAGAGAGAGAAAGUUUAUUUGAGCAGAAUCCCGUGGCGGCAUGAAUAGUCUUUGCCUUACUUCAAUUUUUGAGUGCACUUUACUCGAAUGAGUUAAAUUUCCUCUGGUCGUUGUCCGUGAUUCUUUUCUAUGCAAGCAAAAGAUGGGAGGUGGGGCCUUUGGACGCCCACCACUAGGGGCGCCCUUUCCCACGCCAAACGGAGUCGAGCAGAAUGGGCGCCUUCCCGACAACUUGGAGUUUUCCCUUUUUGCUGGGACUCCUCACCUGUUGAUUGUUGUCAAGCAGUGACAAGUCAUGAAAAUAAACGUGGGCGGAAAAAAAAAAAUCACAUUUGUCUCACGUGACUGAUCACAAACGCGCGAUGUCAGUACUUCACAAGGAAAAACUUGCUUGACGGAGGAGACGAAUGUUUUUGACACGCAGAUGUCCCGUGAAUUUUUUUUUCAGAUUUUGG